GGAGCAUCAACACCAGACAGCAACAUCCAACAGUGCCCGCCAUCUACACAGCUGUUUGUCCAGUGCAACGCCUGUCUAUCGCGCCUAUAGCUACUGAAAGCGCUUCCCAUCAGGGCUGUCGUCAACGCAUUCCGUAUCUGGUCCUAUCCUGUUCACCGAACGUCAUAAGCUUGCGGUGCGCAACCGUUGAUCUUGGUCGUUCGAGCCACUGUCGCCCGCUAGGAUCACAACAGUCAACAUGGCGGGCUGGUUUUCGUCCGCCUCGCCGCUCGAUGAUCAAAUCGAGCGCGCGACAGCUUCAUCGCUGGAGGAUAUUGCCCUCAACUUGGAGAUUUCAGACAUGAUUCGGUCGAAGAGUGUGCAGCCAAAAGAAGCGAUGCGAGCGUUGAAACGACGACUAGAAAAUAAGAACCCGAAUAUACAACUUGCGACGUUGAAGUUGACAGAUACGUGUGUCAAGAACGGGGGCACGCAUUUUCUGGCUGAGAUUGCCUCCCGUGAGUUUAUGGAUAACUUGGUGUCACUGUUAAAGUCAGAUGCCGCUCCGCUCAACCAUGACGUCCAAGAGAAGAUGUUGGAGCUUAUCCAGAAUUGGGCCAUGGCAGCGCAAGGACGUAUGGAUCUCAGAUACGUGGGCGAAACUUAUCGGAAGCUGCAAGAUGAAGGUUUUCGGUUUCCUCCCAAGACUGAAAUCACCAGCAGCAUGCUCGAUAGUAGUGCGCCACCAGAGUGGAUUGACUCCGAUGUCUGCAUGCGAUGCCGUACGCCUUUUACAUUUACAAAUAGAAAACACCAUUGCCGUAACUGCGGCAAUGUCUUCGACAGCCAGUGUUCCAGCAAGAGUCUGCCGUUGCCCCAUCUGGGAAUACUGCAACCUGUCCGAGUAGAUGAUGGCUGUUAUGCUAAGCUCACAUCGAAGACCUUUGGCCAAGCUGGGAUCUCUGAUCGAGCGGCGUUUAAAAACAACUCUAUCACAAAGGCAACCACCUCGAUGGAGCCGCGCGACGCCAGGGUGGAUAGCAGUUUCGACGAGGAUCUGAGAAGAGCACUGCAGAUGAGUUUGGAGGAGGCACAAGGCGGAUCAUCAGGCUACGUUCCGCAGCCCAAGCUAGCCCGAGAAACCAGCAAGCCUUUGAAUGAACCCAUGCCUGAAGAGGAGGAAGACGCGGAUCUGAAGGCUGCCAUAGAGGCAUCAUUAAGGGACAUGGAGGAACAAAAGAGGAAGCACGCAGCCGCCUUGAAAAGCUCAACAGCCUCUGCCCCAACAGCUAACGGUGCCUCGACGGUGACCCCCUUGCCCAAAAACCCGUAUGAGCUCACCCCUGUGGAAGCGGAAAAUAUCAACUUGUUCGCCACGCUGGUCGAGCGUCUCCAACAUCAACCGCCGGGUACCAUUCUACGCGAGCCUCAGAUUCAAGAACUGUACGAGAGUAUCGGAGCUCUACGUCCCAAAUUAGCACGCACAUACGGGGAGACGAUGAGCAAGCACGACACGCUUCUCGACCUGCACGCGAAACUCUCCACAGCUGUGCGGUAUUACGAUCGCAUGCUAGAGGAACGAUUGUCCAGUGCAUAUGCGCAUCACAGGCUGGGCAGCUAUGGAUCCUUCUCGCCCGCCCCGCAACGUUCGGAUAUAUAUCCUACGCUUUCUGGAAACCCUCCCACAGGAAGAGGUGCUGUUGAAAACUUCUACUACGGAAAUAAUGCUCCUGAGCAGCCCCAGUCUCCAGGUGCUACGGCGCAGUUUGCUGGCAGGGGCCUUGAGCAAGGGGUGCCGUCUGCUGGAGUGUCAAGUCCUCCGUAUCCUCCACAAAUGUCUCAUUAUGGUGCCGCACCUUCUCAGACGUGGAAUCCGGAACAGAACCAGCAUGCUACACCUGCUCCUCCGAGUGCUGGCCCCUAUCCGGGCAGUACUGCGCCACAAGCAACCCCGGACAGCUAUUAUCCUGCGCAAAGGCAGCCUUCGAACCAACCUCAACCUCCCACGCAGGCGGAACCUCAAGCCCCCUUCCAGCAGCCUUCAGUCGUCCGACGUGACUCUCAGUACCAACAAGCUACACCUCAGAGCCCUUCAUCUCAGAGUCUGCCUUACCAGCCUGUCGGUGGGGAGCCAGUGCAAUCACCGGGCUAUCCACCUCAUCAGGAACAGGCACAAGGAUACCCUCCGUACCCGUCUCAGCAGCCUCCACAAUCAUUCUACCAACAGCCCCAGCAGCCAUAUCAGGCAACAGAAACGGGAGCUUGGUCUAACGGGUCUUAUCCUGCCUUGGCUGGAAACCCGCCGGCGACUGCAUACCCCCAACAAUCGCAACCUCCGCAACCUAAGCCGAUGGUAGAAGAGUCUCUGAUUGAUCUAUGAGUGAACCGGACAUGUUAGCGACGGCGUUUUCUCCUUCUCUUUUACCCCUGUUGCAUCGAUCUUUCCAACAAUCGUCUCUCGGCAUAGCAUUAAUGAUAC
Paecilomyces variotii is the source of this 2458-nucleotide messenger RNA. Its product is annotated as putative vacuolar sorting-associated protein. Lineage: Eukaryota; Fungi; Ascomycota; Eurotiomycetes; Eurotiales; Thermoascaceae. Bases 239 to 2359 code for a protein of 706 amino acids. The record is from RefSeq and is a predicted model, not a curated record. Gene Ontology annotation, molecular function: phosphatidylinositol-3-phosphate binding; ubiquitin binding; metal ion binding. Gene Ontology annotation, biological process: protein targeting to vacuole; protein transport to vacuole involved in ubiquitin-dependent protein catabolic process via the multivesicular body sorting pathway. The transcript is spliced from 5 exons. Gene Ontology annotation, cellular component: ESCRT-0 complex.